Messenger RNA from Physcomitrium patens, 2085 nucleotides. Its product is annotated as lipase. Lineage: Eukaryota; Viridiplantae; Streptophyta; Bryopsida; Funariales; Funariaceae. Gene Ontology annotation, biological process: lipid metabolic process. The record is from RefSeq and is a predicted model, not a curated record.
GUUCUAUGAACGAGAACAGUGGGGUUUCGUUCGUCUGCCAAACCAUCUUUCUGUGGAAGAAUCUUUGAAGACAGCAAACUUGUGGGUCUCCCAGAGUUUUAGAUUCCUGAACUUGGAGAGUUGUGAAUCUGAAAAACGUGAGUACCCAAUCGGUGGGGAUAGUGUAAUGUGCACGUGAUGUUGUCUUCGGAUUUUUCUGUGAGGCUAUGAAACGGAUGCAGAAUUGUGUGCUAUGCACAAUUAGUGGACGUGGGUGGCGCGAAUUUGGAGGGGGAGGUCAAGAAGGUUGUUUCUGUCGGUGCUUGACGAUUGUAGGGGUUCGUCAUCGCGGUCAGAGAAUGGGUGGAGAGGAAUUCAUCAUUUAGGGUUAGAGUUCUGAAGUUGCGUCUUCGGGUGGUGGAUUAGUAGAGGCGGUGAAAAGAGAACUGGAAUUCAGAAAAUAUGCGCAGUGAUGGUGCAUGUUGAAUUGAUUCAGCUGCUCCUCCAGUAUCACGAUUUGUGCGAGCUGCAGUGAGCGUGAAGGAUUUUCUGUAUCAGUCGAACGUAAAAUUCAUCAACCUCAGGUUUUAAUGGAAAAUUCAACUCGGAGGGUACUUUUCGUUUUGGGAGCAUUGCUUAUUUUUCUGUCCUGUGCAAUGAUCCCAAGAGGAAGGCAUAAUGUGCACAAGCAUGAUGUACUGUAUAACAGGACGAAGGCCCUUUCUCUUGUGGAAUAUGCAUCUGCUGUUUACAGUGUGGAUGACGUCUCACUGCUAGCUUGGAAUUGUUCUAGGUGUCAGGGAUUGAAUAAGGAUUUCAAGAUUCAUUCUCUGAUUGUAGAUGUGCAACAUUGCCUUCAGGCAUUUGUAGGAGUUGCAGAAGAUUUUAAUUCCAUUGUGAUCGCCUUUCGUGGAACUCAAAAAACGAGUAUGCAGAACUGGGUGGAGGAUUUGUAUUUUAAGGAGCUCGACCUCAACUAUCCCGGGAUCAGUGACGCGAUGGUGCAUCGAGGAUUUUAUGCAGCCUAUCACAACACAACAUUACGCGAACAGGUCGUUGCUGCAGUUCAAAGCAUAAAGCAGUUGAGGAGCGACUUGGAGGUCACGAUCACUGGGCAUUCAAUGGGAGGGGCAAUGGCUGCUUUCUGUGCAUUGGACCUAACGGUAAAUUACGGUGUGAAAAACAUCGAGGUUUACACUUUUGGACAACCUCGAUUAGGAAAUGCAGUUUUUGCUGCAUUUUACAUUGCGACUGUUCCACGGACAAUUCGUGUGACACAUGCACAUGACUUGGUUGUGCAUUUGCCUCCAUAUUACGUUCGAAUGGGUGAAAAGACAUACCAUCACUUUCCAAACGAGGUAUGGCUUUACAAGAUAUCUGUAGAUAGACUCCACUAUGAAUUCGAGCAAAUAUGCGACAGCUCAGGAGAAGACCCAUACUGCAGCAGGUCCGUUUCAGGUAACAGCGUUGCUGAUCAUUUGAACUACUAUGGCGUUUACUUGAGGACUGUGGACAAAGUUCUGGCCUCGAUUAGCGACUCAACCAACUCUUCUACAGAAUUGGGUUACUGCCGAACUGAAGUAAAGUAAUUCUUGUAACCUACACUAACUUCCUUGGAGCGAAUUCAGGAGUGCAUUGACGUGGGAUUUGAAAAAGCAGGAAAGAUAAAUUCUCUGCUGCAACUCUGAUGGUGCAAAUCAGGCUCUGUUCUCGUCCUAGUGCUGUUAUAUACAUGUUAGCCUGGUGAGGUUAAGAAGCAUUACAUGAUCAGGUUGAAGUGCAAGAGCUGAAAUGACUACUGCCGUUCAAGGAAAUAGUCGAUUCUUUGCGGCUAUCUUUCAAGCACUGUGCAUAUGUCUGAGGAAAAUUGGUCGACGUUUGAAGCGAUCACAGUUCACAACCUCUGCUCUCGUGAUAACAAAGUUGUAUUGUUCACACAAUUAUCUAGUGUCAGAUUUUGUAUGAACAUUUUUGUUGUAUAUAUAUAUGAUUCUUAACAGUCAAGGACAUAUGGGAAUAUAGUGUGGCAACAAAGGAUAGAAUGAUGAUUUGUUUUUGGGUUUAAAGACUAGAUGUGUAAUAAAAAGAUUUUUUUCUUCACGAACA